AUGGUGCAGAAAUCCAGGAACGGCGGCGUGUUCCCCGGAGCGCAGGCCGACCAGAAGAAGCUGAAAGUCGGCUUCGUGGGUCUGGAGGCCGGCGGGACGGACUCCAGCAGGGACGGAGCGCUUCUCAUCGCAGCCGAUGAAGGACCUCGGCGUCAGCGCAGCAGCGUGUCGGGGGGCAAGAAGCCCCCUAAGAGGAACGCCCUCUACAGGCGGCUGCAGAACUUCCUUUACAAUGUCCUGGAGCGACCGAGGGGAUGGGCCUUCAUAUACCACGCCUACGUGUUCCUGCUGGUGUUUUCCUGCCUCGUCCUAUCAGUCUUCUCCACCAUCCGCGAGUACGAGAAGAGCUCCGAAGACGCUCUCUACAUCUUGGAAGUGGUGACCAUCGUGGUGUUUGGCGUGGAGUACACAGUCCGCAUCUGGGCGGCGGGUUGCUGCUGUCGGUAUCGAGGCUGGCGAGGACGACUCAAGUUUGCCCGAAAACCCUUUUGCGUCAUCGAUAUCAUGGUCCUGAUCGCGUCCAUCUCAGUGUUGGCGGCGGGCACGCAGGGGAACGUUUUCGCCACCUCUGCCAUCCGCUCGCUUCGCUUCCUUCAGAUUCUGCGUAUGAUCCGAAUGGACCGGCGAGGAGGGACCUGGAAGCUGCUGGGAUCGGUCGUCUAUGCUCACAGCAAGGAACUGAUCACGGCUUGGUACAUCGGCUUCCUGUGCCUGAUCCUGGCUAGCUUCCUGGUGUACUUGGCGGAGAAAGAAGACAAUGAGCAAUUCGAGACGUACGCUGAUGCCCUCUGGUGGGGACUGAUCACGCUGACCACCAUUGGCUACGGGGACAAGUUCCCCAUCACGUGGAACGGUCGCCUGCUGGCGGCCACCUUCACGCUCAUCGGCGUGUCCUUCUUCGCUCUACCAGCCGGCAUCCUGGGUUCCGGUUUUGCUCUGAAGGUCCAAGAGCAGCACAGGCAAAAACAUUUUGAAAAAAGACGAAACCCAGCGGCCGGGCUCAUUCAGGCUGCCUGGAGGGUUUACGCCACCAAUCUGAGUCGAUCCGACCUGACGUCCACGUGGGACUACUAUGAAAGGACCGUAUCCGCCCCCAUGUACAGGUUAAUUCCACCUCUCAACCAGUUGGACCUGCUGAGAAACCUUAAGAACAAAUCUGGACUCUCAUUCAGGAAGGACGUCCAGCAAGAACCUUCUCCGAGUCAGAAAGUGAGUCUGAAGGAGCGAGUCUUCUCAUCGCCUCGCAGUUCUGGAACCAAAGGAAAAGGUUCUCCUCAACACGGUGAGCCUCCGGUCCCGGUUCCUGGAGUACCCGGAGGGGUUCAGGCCCUGCGUCGCUCCCCAAGCUUAGAUCCCAGUCUGGAGGACAGUCCCAGCAAGGUUCCUAAGAGCUGGAGCUUCGGAGAACGUAGCAGAACCAGGCAGGCCUUCAGGAUCCGGGGAGCUGCAUCUCGUCAGAACUCUGAAGUGCUCAUAGAGAUGCAGGACGAAGAGUUCAGACAGAAGAGCUCGCCAGACGCUAGCUUGCCGGGAGAAGACAUGGCCGACGACAACAAGAGCUGCCACUGCGAGUUCGUCCCACAGGAUUUGACCCCGGGGAUCAAGGUCACCAUCCGCGCCGUCUGUAUUAUGCGCUUCAUGGUGUCCAAGAGGAAGUUCAAGGAGAGUCUUCGUCCAUAUGACGUGAUGGACGUGAUCGAACAGUAUUCUGCUGGCCACCUGGACAUGCUAGCACGUAUCAAAAACCUUCAGUGCAGGGUAGACCAAAUUGUGGGCAGAGGUGCGCCAAUGGCAGACAAGGACCGACCGAAAGCCGCGGGCGAAGAGCUACCCGAGGACCCCAGCAUGAUGGGACGUUUGGGAAAGGUGGAGAAGCAGGUUCUGUCCAUGGAGAGAAAGCUGGAUUUUCUUGUUAAUAUCUACAUCCAGCGAAUGGGAAUUCCUCAGACCGAGACGGACGCCUACUUUGGGCCGAAGGAACCGGACCCGGCACCACCGUACCACAGUCCAGUGGAUCAGUUGGAGAAGACCCAAUCCAUUCACAAGAUGAUCCCUCAAGUGUUGCCAGGCGACAACGUGGACAAGAGUCAGUUUGCAAGCAAGAUGGUUCGUUCCAGCAGUUCUACUGCUCCACAGAAUCACAGAGCUGCUACUUGCCCUCCCUCCACCUCCUGGCAGCCAAUCAGCUCCCAACUCCUUCAAAAUACUCCAGCACCUCUGCAACGUAACAGUGGGAACACCCCGAGUCCGGCGGGCGACGGGUCAUUGGUCCGUCUUCCGCCGCCCCCGGCCGGAGAACGCAUAGGCGGGAAUCGGCCUUACCGCCACAGCACAGGAGAGCGGAGCGGUCCCGAAAGGCGCGACGAGGAAGGAAGUGGGGCCGGAGGUGAAGAAGAAGCCAAGCCCGACAGCGACCGCUCCUUGUCCAUCCCGUCCGUGGACCACGAUGAACUGGAGCACUCCUUUAGCGGGUUCUCCAUCUCGCAGUCCAGGGAGAACAUGGACUUCCUCAACAACGGUUUCUACUCCUCCAGCAACUUGGGGGGGCCGGCAGGUCCCCCCCGCCGCACUACCGUAAGACCGUACAUCGCUCAAGCGGAGUCGGACUCUGACUCGGAGCUCUGCGCGCCCUCGCCACAUUUGGACCGCGUCUGGCCCGGAACUGAGUAG
Molecule: messenger RNA, 2670 nt
Organism: Nerophis lumbriciformis (worm pipefish)
Lineage: Eukaryota; Metazoa; Chordata; Actinopteri; Syngnathiformes; Syngnathidae
Source: RefSeq, a predicted model, not a curated record